AGAGUCUCGAUUAACCGAGUCUCGGUCAACCGAGGUUCCGUGUUAACCGAGCCUUGGAUCGGCCAAGGUCAAUCUAGGUCUAUUUUUGGCCCACCUGUACACUUGCGCUCCUGGCUGUACAUGCGACCUUGACUGAGUCACGCACUCCCUCCCCACCCCCAAUCACCGUUGCACCAGUUGGCUGCCGCAUCAGUUAGUCGUCUGCUUGUCAUUGCAUCGUCAACAUGUGAAUAAGUGAGUUUAGUGCGAAUUGCGAUACGAUGAGCAUGAAACGGAAACGAGUUGUCCUUUCAUUAGAGGACAAAUUGUGUGCUCUCAAGCGUUUAGACAAAGGUGAAUCCUUGAAAAAAGUGGAUAGUGAUUUGGGUGUUGGUGAAGUGACCGUGGGCGAUUGGAGGCGCAAACGGGAGCAGCUGGAAAAAUGGGUGUCUCAGCGAACUCAAUCAACAAGUGACAAGCAAGUUGCGACCAAGAGGAAGACUAUGAAAGAUAGUGAGUACGAACAAACUUCAGAAGCGCUGUUCAUAUGGCUUCAGCAGAUGAGAGGUACGGGUAGCCCGUUAUCAGGACCAAUUUUACAAGCCAAAGCUUUGGAAUUUUACUGUCGCUUUCAAGAUGGAAAAGAAGACUUCACAGCAAGCAUCGGCUGGCUAGACUGGUGGAAGAAGCGAUACGGGCAGCUAGGCAGGAACAAUCAGCUCUGGGAUACAAGAAAAGCAAGGAAAGGGUUACUGUUCUACUCUGUGCAAAUCAGUCAGGUGACAACAAACUAAGAUUGUUGCUUAUUGGGAAAGUAAAAAAGCCUAGGGCUUUUAAAAACUUGAACAUGGACAUUCUUCCAGUAAAAUACGAAAACCAGAAAAAUGCCUGGAUGGACUCUUCAAUUUUUAAAAGAUGGUUUUUCAAUGAGUUUGUCCCCAGUGUGAAAAAGUUUUCAGAUGAAAACAAUCCCCCCCAUCAAGCUCUCUUGCUAUUGGACAAUGCACCAACUCACCCAGACGAAAGUGUAUUGGUCAGUGGUGACAUAAGAGCCAUUUUCUUACCACCAAAUGUAAUGUCUCUAUUGCAGCCACUAGAUCAAGGAGUCAUUGAAAAUCUUAAAAGGCACUACAGACAAAAACUACUAAAACAGUUGCUGUUAAAUUUGGAUAAUGAAGUGACAGUUGUCCAAAGUUUGAAAAAAAUUAACCUCAAAGAUGUAAUUUUUUGGUUGGAUGAAUCGUGGAAGAACGUAAAACAAUCAACUUUACAGAAAAGCUGGAAAAACAUUUCCCUCAACAAUGGCUCUGAACCCUCUGAAGAUGACGAAGAUGAGUUGCUAUUAAUUCACCUUUUGAAUCGAAUGCCAGUUGCCGAACCCUUGACAGAUGAUGACGUCAACCAGUGGUUGAAUGACGAUGAAGACUAUGAGCUGUCUGAUGAGGCCAUUGUUUAUUUGGUAGAAAACCCCGAGAACAACAAUGAUGAUGACAAUGAAUCAGCUGGCCAAGAUUCAGACGACAAAAUCAGCCACACAGAGGGUCUGAGUGCGAUCGAGAAGGCUCUGCUGUACGUCGAACAACAAGACUACACUACUCCAGCAGACAUCGCAAUGUUGCGGCGACUGCGCAGUUUGGCAGCUAAGAAGCGAAGCAGUUCGAUUACACAAAGAACUGUCAAAGAUUUUUUCAAACCUUUGUAACUUUUUAAUACUUUAAAGUAUGUACUACUAUUAUCUGGUUGUGUGGUUUUGAAUAUAGUUCAUGUUGGUGUACAUCACAUGGUACAUAUUUUUAUUUGAUUUCCUUAACCCCUUAUUUAGAUUAGGCCCUCCGUGUUAACCGAGUAUUUGACUAUCCGAGGUUGUAGCAGUCCCGAUUAACUCGGUUAAUCGGGACUCUAGUGUACUUUUAAAUGACAAUAUGUUGAUAUAAUUAGAAAUGUUUUGAUUAUUCUUGAAUAAUAAACACAAAUAACAUAGUCGAGAACUUAAUAUG
This is a messenger RNA of Nilaparvata lugens (brown planthopper), 1976 nucleotides long. Its product is annotated as jerky protein homolog-like. Lineage: Eukaryota; Metazoa; Arthropoda; Insecta; Hemiptera; Delphacidae. Gene Ontology annotation, molecular function: DNA binding. Gene Ontology annotation, cellular component: nucleus. The transcript has 2 exons. Bases 827 to 1681 code for a protein of 284 amino acids. The record is from RefSeq and is a predicted model, not a curated record.